Papaver somniferum (opium poppy) is the source of this 976-nucleotide messenger RNA. Its product is annotated as probable glutathione S-transferase. The transcript is spliced from 2 exons. NCBI's taxonomy places the organism in Eukaryota, Viridiplantae, Streptophyta, Magnoliopsida, Ranunculales, Papaveraceae. Gene Ontology annotation, biological process: glutathione metabolic process. The coding region runs from base 77 to 736 and encodes 219 amino acids. Gene Ontology annotation, cellular component: cytoplasm. Gene Ontology annotation, molecular function: glutathione transferase activity. The record is from RefSeq and is a predicted model, not a curated record.
UCUUUAUCUAUUUUCUCUUCUUACAUUUUUGAGCUUACACUACCGGUUUUCGAAAACAGAGUUUGUACUGUUAAGAAUGGCAGAUGAAGUUGUCCUCAUGAGUUUCUGGCCAAGUAUGUUUGGAAACAGAGUUAAGAUAGCUUUAGCUCUUAAAGGUGUCGAAUAUGAAUUCAAAGAAGAAAACCUGAGAGACAAAAGUCCAUUGCUUUUGGAGAUGAAUCCAAUCAACAAAAAAAUCCCUGUUCUGGUACAUAAGGGGAAACCCAUUUGUGAAUCACUUUUAAUUGUUGAAUACAUUGAUGAAGUCUGGAAUCAGAAGUCUCCAUUGCUACCUACUGAUCCUUACCAGAAAUCUCAAGCUAAAUUUUGGGCCGACUACAUUGACAAGAAGUUCGCUGCAACUGCGAAAGAGAUAUGGAGUACCAAUGGAGAAGAACAAGAGAAUGCUAAGAAGAAAUUCAUUGACAUUUUGAAAGUUUUGGAAGGAGAGCUCGGAGAAAGCCCAUACUUUGGUGGUGAUCAGUUUGGGUUUGUGGAUGUGGCUCUCAUCCCUUUCUACAGCUGGUUUUACGCAUACGAGACUUUUGGAAAUUUCAGCAUAGAAGAAGAUUGUCCAAAGAUUGUGGCCUGGGCAAACAAGUGCAUGGAGAUUGAGAGCGUUGCACAGUCACUUCCUGAUCCAAAAAAGGUUUAUGAAUUUGUUUCAGUAAUCAAAGGGUGGCUCGGGAUCAAAUAGGUUCUUUGAACACUACUUACAAGUUUGAUGUCUCCAGAUCUGUCUGGCUUAAGGAGAUGCAUGGUAGUAGUAAGUUCAUGGAGACAAAUAAAAUGACGUUGCUGUCUCUUUUAUUUAUAAAGUGUAUGUUUUCAAAUGUUGUGGACUUCGGUCGAGAGGGAAAAGUAUUGAAUUGUCUGAUUGGGGUUGUUGAGUUUAUUCUAGCAAAUAAAAUGGCUUAAAUAACAUUAUCAUGACAAA